AUGCAGCGUACGAGUUCGAGCGCGUCGGAGAGUUCCUUUUGGACUACGAUAGAACUGCUAGCGGACCGUGGCCGGAGACGGUCAGCCGGAGACUUUGAUGACAGCAUUACACCGAUCGAGAUACCACCGAGGAACGCGUCCGCCCUGAGCUUUGCCCACCCUCAUGUACGUGCCCGACUUGAGAAGCAUAUGGGCUCCAAUCUCGUUCGGCUCACAGACAAGACUUAUAUGACCGACUUAGAGGAAAGGAUCCGCUCAGUGAAUGAAGAAAACCUCAACAAAAGGAUAUCCAUGAGAGUUCUCGAUGAGAUGGAAAGACUGAAACGACUUAUACUUGUCGGCAAAACGCCUCUUAAGGAAUGUCCUCCCGAGUUGCUUCAUCAUCCCGUUUUCGUUUUCUGGCGAAUGGUUAACAAAGAAGUUGCUAGAGCAUCAAAGCAAAGAGCGGAAGCUUACUACAGAAAACUAAAAGCGUCACAAAAACUUGUUCAGACAAUGGAAGAAGAGGCUGAACACGAGGAAAUUGACGAAGAAUCUGAGCAACUAACACCUCAACAAUUACUUGAUAAAUGUCGUGAAGAGUUGGAAGAACGCAAAAUAUCAGACAUCGGGAGAGGCGUUCGUUUCACUGAGGAACAAUUUGCUCAACUCAAAUACGAGACCAAUGAUAUUAAGACACUAAAAAAUCUUACGACCGUGGAAGAGCUGUAUGCACUGGCUGAUAAAAUUAUUGGUACAAAACGUCUGUGA
Messenger RNA from Parnassius apollo (apollo), 750 nucleotides. The record is from the annotation of a GenBank genome assembly. NCBI's taxonomy places the organism in Eukaryota, Metazoa, Arthropoda, Insecta, Lepidoptera, Papilionidae.